CACCGCGGUCAGCAGGCAGCGUGGUUUGUGCGCAGGUCAAAGAAAAAGCGAAGAAAAAACAAACAAACAAUAGAGAAAUAUUAGACUUUAUUCCUUGGAGCUGAACGGCCCGUGCAGCCGCCCGCCCCCUCCGCCCCCUCCCCCCCUCGGUCCUUUUAUUUUUAUGUUUUCCAGCGUCACAUCCCCCCUGGCCGGAGGAAUGUAGGGACCGGAGCGCUUUAAAAAUAGCCCCCUCUCCUCGGACAGCGCUGCUCCGGGGCUCCGCAGCACUGUGCCGCGAGACGCAGGAAUGCGAAGAUGGCUGCAGACCUCGGAGAGCUGCUGGUCCCCUACAUGCCCACCGUCAGGGUCCCCAAGACCGGCGACAGGGUCUUCAAGAGCGAGUGCGCCUUCUCCUUCGACUCUCCCGAGUCUGAGGGAGGCCUGUAUGUGUGUAUGAACACAUUCCUGGGCUUUGGACGAGAACACGUGGAGAGACACUAUCGCAAAACAGGACAGAGUGUUUACAUGCACCUCAAGCGACAUGUCAAAGAGAAAGCCACAGGAGCUGCAGGAGGCGCCAUCCCCAGACGGAGGAAUGGAAAAGUGUUUCUAGAUUUAGAGCUAAACCGUGAUUUUAACGGAGAGGACUUUGAAUACGAAGAUGAGGCCAAGCUCGUCAUUUUCCCAGACCACUUUGAGAUCCCCUUACCAAAUAUUGAGGAGUUGCCCGCUCUGGUGACCAUCGCCUGUGACGCAGUGCUCAAUGCUCCAUCAGCUUACAAGAAGCAAGAGCUUGAAUCCUGGGACGAGGAGAUCCAGGUGUCCAGACAUGCCAGGAGCCUCAGGCAGCUGGAUAAUGGGGUCAGAAUCCCACCCAGUGGUUGGAAGUGUCAGAAGUGCGAGAUGAGAGAGAACCUGUGGCUGAACCUGACGGAUGGAGCAGUGCUCUGUGGGAAGUGGUUCUUUGAUGGGAGCGGAGGGAACGGCCACGCGCUGGAGCACUACAGAGAGACCAACCACCCCCUGGCUGUCAAACUGGACACCAUCACCCCAGAUGGAGCAGAUGUCUAUUCAUUUGAAGAGGAAGAAGCUGUGUUGGACCCCCACAUAUCAGAACACUUGUCACACUUUGGAAUAGACAUGCUACAGAUGCAGAAAAGAACAGAGAAUGGGCACCACACAGACAAUAAUGCGCGGCCGCGAGUCAGUGAAUGGGAGGUGAUCCAGGAGUCCGGCAUGAAACUGAAGGCGGUGUACGGUUCUGGUUACACGGGCUUGAAAAACCUGGGCAACAGCUGCUACCUCGGCACAGUAAUGCAGGUCCUCUUCAGCAUCCCAGACUUCCAGAGGAUGUAUGUGGGUAAUCUUCAGAGGAUAUAUGACUAUUCCCCCCUUGACCCCACCCAGGACUUUGCAACACAAAUGGCUAAACUGGGACACGGACUGCUCUCAGGCCAGUACUCCAAACCACCCAUGAAAUCUGAGCUCAUUGAACAGGUGAUGAAAGAAGAAUACAAGGUAUUAAACUGGCACCAGCAAAAGGGCGUUUCCCCGAGGAUGUUGAAGGCCCUGGUCAGCAGGGGACACCCAGAGUUUUCCUCAAACAGACAACAAGACGCCCACGAGCUCCUCCUGCACAUCAUCAACCUAGUGGAGAGGAACAGUGCAGGCUCAGAGAAUCCAAGCGACGUCUUCCGCUUCCUGGUGGAGGAGAGAGUUCAGUGCUGCCAGACGCGUCGGGUGCGAUACAGUCAGCGAGUGGACUACUGCAUCCAGCUGCCGGCUCCCAUCGAGGCCGCCACCAAUCGAGAGGAGCUGCUGGCAUACGAGGCCAAGCUGAAGGAUGCUGAGGAGAACAUGAGGGCUCCACCUGAGCCAGUGAGAGCACGGAUCCCCUUCACCGCCUGCCUGCAGGCCUUCACCGAACCAGAUAACGUCCCGGACUUCUGGAGCUCAGCGCUACAGGCCAAGUCGGCCGGGGUCAAAACUUCCCGCUUUGCCUCCUUCCCAGAGUAUCUGAUUGUUCAGAUCAAGAAAUUCACAUUUGGAGUUGACUGGGUGCCGAAGAAACUAGACAUGGCCAUAGAUGUUCCGGACUUUCUGGAUCUGAACCGGCUGCGGGCCACUGGGUUGCAGGCGGGUGAAGAGGAGCUGCCGGACCUCAUGCCCCCAAUCGUGCUGUCGGAAGACACCAGAGAUAACUCCAUGGGCUCCGCUGACUCUCCAGAAAUAGACGAGGUGGCAGUAAUGCAGCUGGCAGAGAUGGGAUUCCCGCUGGAGGCCUGUAGGAAGGCCGUCUACUACACAGGCAACAUGGGGCCUGAGAUGGCCUUCAACUGGAUCAUAGCCCACAUGGAGGAGCCUGACUUUGCAGAACCUCUCUCUCUGCCCUCCAUGAUGGAUCCUGGUCCCUCCACCGCUGACAGCCCCAUGGGUGCCGCCACCCCUCUGGCCAACUCGCCCCCCGAGGAGAGCAUUGCCAUCCUCACCUCUAUGGGCUUCCCCCGCGCUCACACCAUCCAGGCACUCAGAGCCACGAACAAUAACCUCGAACGAGCACUCGACUGGAUCUUCGUCCAUCCGGAGGAGGAGGAGAGCGACGCUCUUUCGGACAUGGCUGACACGGAGCCCAACGACAACGCUUUCUCCAACGCCAACUCACACAGUGACUCCACGCUGUCUCCAGACAGAGAGACAUCGGGCCCGCGGGUCAAAGACGGACCGGGACGUUAUGAGCUAUUUGCUUUCAUCAGCCACAUGGGAGCAUCCACAAUGUCUGGACAUUACAUCUGUCACAUUAAAAAGGAGGGAAGGUGGGUGAUCUACAACGACCACAAAGUGUGUUUGUCAGAAAGGCCUCCAAAAGACUUGGGCUACAUCUACUUUUACCAUCGACUGUCUAGCAGUUAAAGUGAAGUUACCAGCCUCCUCCACCCUGCAAUCUUCGAAGAACGGCGGUCUUCCUCUCAGAAGACUGGCAGACAACUGUGUUAACAGCCGCAGUGGAAAUGAUGGAAACAACCUCUCAGACCAGCUGCUCGCCUUACCGUGAUGUCAUUCAGGAGCGACCAGGAACACUGGUCAGACAAGGAAAGCAAUGUGCUUCAUGUGCAUUUGUGUUACGUUAUGCUUUAAAUGUACAUUUCAGUGUUUAUGUUAAAAAAGGAAAAGAAAAAAGAAGACAUUUUCUCGACAGUGUAGAGGGAUGAGUGCAAUGUUUCACUUCUGGACUGUUGUCGACACACAAUAAUGCCACAUAUCAAAUCCCGCUGUUUCUCCUCUUUGCCUUUCAGCUACUGUGCCAAUAUUUUCAAAGUGGUACAUUUUAUAAAUGUAUUUUGAAAUGGCGGUGCUUCACUGCCAGCCAUGAAAUGUUCUGAAACUGCGACAAAAAAAAACAACAUACAACUGAAAAAGAAGUUACUGUUGCUGUUUGUAGAUGUGUAAUUCCCUUUGAAAGACAAAAAAAUAUGUAUUUCAUCCCUGGGAAAAGAGAAGGGAUAUCAUGAACUUAAAUUUUUUUUGGUUGGGUACUGACUAGCAUUCUGUAUGCAUGUUUCAGAAUGAAGGGGAGCCCCAAGAUGGCCAUGAUAAGGUGUGAAACGUGACAGUGUCACUUGCUGAAUAACGGCACAGACCUUCGUUUACUCGGAGGUGACGUGCACGUUUGUCACUUUUAAUGAGGAACGUUCUGCACCAUGGUACCCUGGCUGAGUUAUCAAGAUAGAAGUAUAAAAUCCUUCCCUGAGCACUUUUUUUUUACUUAAACAAGUUCAUAUUUUGCACCUGAUGCCGCAGAAGUGGACUUUUUAUUCACCAGAUACAAGCAAUUGAAUGUGAUAUUAAAUGUCUACUUCAGUACUGCUGAACCGGAUAAUCCUCGCAAGUUCUCAUAGAAGUAUAGAGGUCUUCUAUCCUACAGAAAACCUAUUUUACUCAUAUUUGGCCAAAUUGAAAAAAACUUUUGCAUAGUAGACAAAAAAAAAAAGAAUGUUUUUCUUUGACCCGUUGACACUUUUUACAGGUCGGUUAAUUCAUUUGUGCAUCUGAAUUUUUUUUCCCCCCCAUGUCUAAAGCAAUAUGCACUACAACCAAAUCUUCUCUUGAACCUACUGUAUGAUAAGAGCUGUACAGUGACUCGUGUCUCCUCUGAAAUGUGCAUUGUCGUGCCGACAGACGCGGUGCAGCGCCGAAGGUGUCAUGGUGCUCACUGCAACCAAAACCUCUUCACCUUCAAUACUCAGAAAACGCAGUGAACGUAGAAACGUCCCUUUGCAGUUUUGUCACCGUUAACUCCUCUGACUGACAACAUCUCAACAUUUGUAGUCAUAUCCUCUUUAUUCACAUGGAAUAGGACUUGAAAUCUAGCUUCGUUUGUUGCGGUUUAACAUUACAAACAACUGGUCAGUGCCAAGGACACGUAAUCCCAGUUUCAUGACCUUGACAUGCGGUGAAACUGUUUUCCACUCAGCUUUGCGCUUCAGGUUUUAAAGGGGAGUUCUGCUGAAAAGUGACUUUAUCCUGCCUUUUUGAAAUUUAAUACUGAAGCUGCAUUUUGGACUCGUCAGUUAUGAUGUUACGGGGAAGGACAGUCCUCCUGACAGUGUCUUUCCUUGUGGGAUGAUACAGAGAAAAAUACAGACAGUGCUCCCCUUUCACAACACCGUGUCUAGACAUCUCUGAGCAGAGAUUCAGUUUUAUUAAAUCCUGACCUCUCAUCCUCAUCAGAUACUACUUGAUAAACUGCUGUAGUCUUCAUUGUCUAUGCAGCAGGAAAUUCUAAAAGAUCCUUCUAUGCAAGUCUUGUGUUUCUGCCAUUAUUCCUAUUUUUUUUUUAAAAAGUAAAAUUUUAUUUCUCACAAACCAAAUGUGUCCUGUCAAAUGCUAAUCUCAUCCGGACGUGGGUGAUAAAGUUGUCGUCUCGCCUAAUGAUGUUUGGUCAUAAAUGUCUUCAGUGUUCCUGCGCAAUUCAUUUUAUUUCCCUGCACCUUUUGUUCCUCCCUCAUCCUCCUGAUUAUGUUUUAGUCUUUGUUUUUUUGUUUCAGCUUUCCCUCCAGCUCGGUCUCUUCCAUUCAUCCUCUUCAUGUUGUUAAACCUAGCAGUUCAAUUUGUCUAAAAAAAGGCUUUUUCACUGUCAGCAUGUGCACUAGACAUUGACAUUUAGUCAUUUGGAUUGUACCAUUGUACUUUUAUGAGUUUUGUUCUCUUUUCUCAUUUAACUAAAUGUCCAAAAGUUUCUUCACCUAUUUUUACUCUGUUGCCUUUUUUGCAAACAAGUUUGUGCCAGUUCUGUAGUUCUCAUUACAUAGUUUUCCCAAAGGGAUUAUUUUAAGUUGACUUUUGUAAUGUAUGUGUUUAUCCAAAUAUGGCUUCGGUGUUUACUUGCGAUGUUUGGAUGAUUCAAUAAACUACACCUUUGUUGAGA
Messenger RNA from Scophthalmus maximus (turbot), 5407 nucleotides. RefSeq names its product ubiquitin specific peptidase 13 (gene usp13). The transcript has 21 exons. Gene Ontology annotation, biological process: protein deubiquitination. NCBI's taxonomy places the organism in Eukaryota, Metazoa, Chordata, Actinopteri, Pleuronectiformes, Scophthalmidae. The record is from RefSeq and is a predicted model, not a curated record. Gene Ontology annotation, molecular function: protein binding; zinc ion binding; cysteine-type deubiquitinase activity. The coding region runs from base 298 to 2892 and encodes 864 amino acids.